Messenger RNA from Hemicordylus capensis (graceful crag lizard), 917 nucleotides. RefSeq lists its product as uncharacterized. The record is from RefSeq and is a predicted model, not a curated record. Gene Ontology annotation, molecular function: structural constituent of cytoskeleton. The transcript has 2 exons. NCBI's taxonomy places the organism in Eukaryota, Metazoa, Chordata, Lepidosauria, Squamata, Cordylidae. Gene Ontology annotation, cellular component: intermediate filament. Bases 102 to 593 code for a protein of 163 amino acids.
UGGAGGGCCUAGCAUCUCCACUGCUCCUUUCGACAGAGAAACUGAACAUCUCUUCUUUGCUUUCUCCUGAGAGAACCAGAUCCAACGUCCAGCUCACAGCCAUGUCUUGUCAAGUCCCAUCCUGUGUCAUCCCAUGUGGGAUUGGUGGCGGCAGCGGCGGCAGCAUUGGUGGCGGCAUCUGCGGGAGCAUCGGGUCGGGCACCAUUGGCUAUGGCGGCGGCAUGGGUGGCGGCAUGGGAGUGUCAUCCAGCAGUCUCGGCAUUGUACCCGGGGCCAGCGUCUCCUGUGUCAGCCAGGUCCCACCAUCCGAAUUAUUCAUCCAGCCAUCUCCAGUCGUGAUCACCAUCCCAGGGCCUGUGCUCUCUGCUGCUGGUGGGGCCUCUGGUGAGGUCUCUGUGGGCAGCUACUCCCCGUGUGCUUAUGGAUCCUCUGGUUACGGCUACGGAAUGGGUUCUUCUGGGGGUUACCUUGGUGGCGGCAUAGGAACGGGUUACCGUCGGGGCAGCCUAGGGAGUUGCAUUGGGGGCGGCUUUGGGGGUGGCUUUGGGGGCGGCUACCAAGGGAGUUGCCGGUCAAGCAAAUGCUUUUACUAAAAGCAAGAUAGAUCAUCCGCGGAAACCCAACAACCAUCAUGGCAUCUGUAGACCUCAGUAUGGAUUCUGGAGCUGAGCAUUUGGUCUAGGCUGCAGGGUCCUUAGCACCUAUAGAAAACCAGACCCUUGUAAUCGCUUUCUUUCCCACUGUAUGCUCUCUCUGCGUGUAUGUUUGCAUUCCCAAAUGCCUCUCCUGAGAACUCCUCCCAUGUUUACAUCUCAGGACCUCUCAGACAAGGAAUUUCCUACCUCUCUACACUUCCAAAGGGCAGAGGUUCGGCUGGAUUGCAUUGCAUUCUGAUCAUAUGUAGCACUAUGUUUGCA